Molecule: messenger RNA, 1977 nt
Organism: Chondrus crispus (carragheen)
Lineage: Eukaryota; Rhodophyta; Florideophyceae; Gigartinales; Gigartinaceae
Product: aspartyl-tRNA synthetase
Exons: 1
Coding region: 1-1977 (658 amino acids)
Biological process (GO): aspartyl-tRNA aminoacylation
Cellular component (GO): cytoplasm
Molecular function (GO): ATP binding; nucleic acid binding; aspartate-tRNA ligase activity
Source: RefSeq, a predicted model, not a curated record
AUGUCCCAAACAGAUUCAAUUGAAAAGACGUCCGUCUCGCCGCCGCCCGACGUUGAUACCAGUACCCUGGGUGUCAGCUCUCCGGCACCAAUACCAGCGAGCACAGAACUCCGGUCACAUACGUGUGGCCAGUUGAGAGCGUCUCAUGUUGGAGAGCAGGUUCGGCUCCACGGCUGGGCUCACGCGGUUCGCGAUCGAGGAGGUGUGCUUUUCGUCUUGCUUCGCGAUCGGUACGGUGUUGUGCAGGUCACCAUUGGCGAUCAAAGUCCAAAAGAAGCUGUGGAAACUGGAAAAAAUAUUCGGCUGGAGUAUGUCGUCGGUGUGGAAGGAACAGUAACACGAAGAGAUGCAGCCGUCGUAAACUUGGAGAUGAAAACGGGGGAAAUUGAAAUCGUCGCUACCGAUGUGAAGAUCGUAUCCAGGACAAAGCCCAUGCCGUUCAUGAUCGCAGAGCAAGGUAAAGGAAAAAAGGCAGACACCAAGAAAGGAAAUCAAAAGAAUAGCACUAAAACUGAAAUUGCUGCGACUGGGGGAGCAUCAGACGAUACGAGACUGAAAUAUCGAUACUUGGACCUUCGGAAACCGACCCUGCAAGAAAAUUUGCUACUUCGACACAGGGCCACGAUGGCGACGAGGAACUUUCUCGAUGCUAGCGGAUUUAUUGAAGUUGAAACACCAAUUCUGACGAAGGCGACUCCCGAAGGUGCCCGCGACUAUCUUGUGCCGUCACGAGUUCAUCCAGGAAGCUGGUAUGCAUUGCCCCAGUCUCCCCAAAUAUACAAGCAACUUCUGAUGGUUUCAGGUUUCGAUCGCUAUUUCCAAAUCACAAGAUGCUUCCGCGAUGAAGAUCUUAGGCAGGAUAGACAACCAGAGUUCACACAAAUAGAUCUUGAAAUGUCGUUUGUCGAACGUGAGUCUGUUUUGGAAGUGGCCGAAGGAAUAGUCAAAUGCAUGUUCGCAAAGGUUUUAGGAAAGCAAAUAGGAGAAAUCCCGAGGAUACCUUACAAGGAAGCAAUGGAUAGAUUUGGGGUUGAUGCACCCGAUAUGCGGUUUGGGAUGGAACUGAAGGACAUCACCGACGCUCCAAUUAUCAAGGACAGCGACUUUUCUCCCAUCAAAAAGGCUCUUGAUGAUAAAGGGAUGGUGAAAGCCAUGGUCAUCACUGGAGCUGCGAAGGCAUCUUCUCGCAAGGUUUUAGACGGGUACACGGCUUUCGUCAAGAGUUACGGUUUGUCAGGGCUACUAUAUGCAAAAGUUGGUAAUGAUAACACGCUGAACGGACCACUGUCUAAGGUAACGGGGGAUAAAACCGGGUUUGAAGAUUUCGUCGCAUCAGCACUUAACGCGAGACUGGGAGACGUCAUUCUCGUUGCAUGUGGGACUCCGGCAGCCGUCAAUGCAGGUCUGGGACGAUUGCGUGUUAAGCUUGGGCAAGAAAACGGACUGACCGCGACGGGACCGGAAUAUGCUUUUUGCUGGGUAGUGGAUUUCCCUUUAUUUGAAUUCGAUGAGGGGGCAGGACGCUACGUUUCCGUCCAUCACCCCUUCACUUCGCCCUUACCAAGCCAAAUGAAUUUGCUCGAGGACGAAAGUCGGAUUGGCGAUAUCAUGUCGGAUGCCUACGACCUCGUAUGUAACGGAAGUGAAAUAGGGGGAGGUUCAAUCCGUAUUCACAAUCCUGAGGUGCAACAGAACAUUUUCAAGGUUCUGGGAAUUUCAGAGGCAGAGCAGACGGAAAAGUUUGGAUUCCUGCUUGACGCGCUUUCCUUCGGUGCACCUCCUCAUGGGGGUUUGGCUCUCGGACUAGAGCGAUGCAUUAUGAUCAUGGCGAAGGCAGAUAGCAUUCGAGAUGUUGUAGCAUUCCCUAAGACGACAAGUGCAUCUGAUCUUAUGGCUGGCGCACCGGCUCCUGUCUCAAGCGAGCAAUUGGAAGAAUUGUCUGUCGAGUCUACUGCACAAGAGGAGAAGGGGGAAUGA